AUGUUGAGCAAAGACGUGCUGCUGGCCGCGCCUGAAAUGCUGCACCCCAAAUUCUUUCCUUUCGCCACCCCCACGCCGGACGGAAAGAGGAUUGUGGUAUUUUCAUCUAAGAUGCCAUUUCCCACCGAGAAUCCUAAUGAACAAAUCGACUUCGAGGUGUACGAUCCCAAAAAAGGGGGCGGCUAUCCAUGGCGAAAGCUCCCGUCUUUACGGGAUAGCCUGCAUGGGACGCGGCGCGACAUUGAAAUACUAGGAUUCACGUUCGUCACGAACUCCAAAAUGCUUUUCCGAACCACUGAAGGAAUUUUUGUAUUUGAUAUCGAUGUGCCGGAUCUCGGUUGGCGUAAGGAGGAUUUAUAUUUUGGGGCCAAGAAAGUCCCUUUCGGAGGACCUUUUUUUGUAAUCGGUGAUGAUGAUGAUGAUGAUGAGAUUCAGCUGUGCGUGGCUGGUACCGGGGCUUACGACAUUUCCUCUUGGGCCCAGAGGGAGUACAGGGAACGCCUGUUUGAUUGGAGCAAGGCCUCUCAAUUUCCUAUAUCAUCGUUCGCUCGGGAUUUCAGGUUCGAAGUACGGCGUUUUAUCAAGACCGAUGUGGUUUAUAACGAGGAGCGUCGCCAUCUUCAGGUGGUGCACUUGCAAACGGCGGUAGAAAAGGACACUUGGAUCGCAUACAUACUUUUGGAUGUGUCUGAAUAUAAUCUCGAGAAAUACGAAGAGAAUUAUAGGAAGGAAGUUGUGGAGGGAGAAGGUCCUGAGAAGAAGAAGUGCCUGUUGAAUGCUAGCGUUGUGAAGUCAUUCAAGUUCAAGCUUGACAGAGAGAUGUGCUGGAGUUUUAUUCCGGACUGUCUGUCAGUUAUUCAAGCUUAA
This is a messenger RNA of Striga hermonthica, 867 nucleotides long. Lineage: Eukaryota; Viridiplantae; Streptophyta; Magnoliopsida; Lamiales; Orobanchaceae. The record is from the annotation of a GenBank genome assembly.